Molecule: messenger RNA, 1183 nt
Organism: Centropristis striata (black sea bass)
Lineage: Eukaryota; Metazoa; Chordata; Actinopteri; Perciformes; Serranidae
Product: C-X-C chemokine receptor type 4-like
Exons: 3
Coding region: 178-1167 (329 amino acids)
Biological process (GO): immune response; brain development; neurogenesis
Cellular component (GO): membrane
Molecular function (GO): G protein-coupled receptor activity
Source: RefSeq, a predicted model, not a curated record
ACUUUUUUUCUUCUUUUUGAGCGGUGUUUUUUUGCAGUGUAAGAUCAGUUUUGCUCCUCUUCCUCUCUGCAGCAUAUCGUCUUCGACUACGACUUCAAUGACACAGGAUCAGGGUCCGGGUCUGGGUCUGGGGACCUCGGGGGGGACCUGCAGGAGCUGUGUGACGUGGAGCAGGUGAUGCGGGCCGACCUCCAGCAGGUCUUCCUGCCGGUGGUCUACGCCCUCAUCUUCACGCUGGGCAUCACCGGGAACGGCCUGGUGGUCGUGGUGCUGGGCUGCCAGCGCAGGUCAAAGUGCAGCCUGACGGACCGGUACCGCCUCCACCUCUCUGCUGCUGACCUGCUCUUCGUGCUGGCGCUGCCCUUCUGGGCGGUGGACGCCGCUCUGGGGGACUGGCGCUUCGGGGCGGUGACCUGCGUGGGCGUGCACGUCAUCUACACGGUGAACCUGUACGGCAGCGUGCUGAUCCUGGCCUUCAUCAGCCUGGACCGCUACCUGGCGGUGGUCCGGCCCACCGACACCAACACCGGGGGGCUGAGACAGCUGCUGGCACACAGGCUGGUUUAUGUCGGAGCCUGGCUGCCUGCUGGCCUCCUGGCGGUGCCUGAUUUGGUCUUUGCCCGGACUCAAGAAGGAGGCGAGGGAGCCACUCUGUGCCAGCGCUUCUACCCGGCUCACAACGCUCCCAUCUGGGUUGCGGUGUUCCACCUGGAGCUGGUCCUGGUGGGCCUGCUGAUCCCGGGGCUGGUCCUCCUCGUGUGCUACUGCGUCAUCGUCACCCGGCUGACCCGGGGCCCUCUCGGGGGCCAGAGGCAGAAGCGGCGAGCCGUCAGAACCACCAUCGCCUUGGUGUUCUGCUUCUUCGUGUGCUGGCUGCCGUACGGGGCGGGCAUCUCCGUGGACGCCCUGCUGCGCCUGGAGGUGUUGCCCCGCAGCUGCGGCCUGGAGGUUGUGCUGGGCGUGUGGCUGGCGGUGGCCGAGCCCAUGGCGUUCGCUCACUGCUGCCUCAACCCGCUGCUGUACGCCUUCCUGGGCGCCGGCUUCAAGAGUUCGGCCCGCAGAGCGCUCACGCUGAGCCGAGCCUCCAGUUUGAAGAUUUUACCCCGAAGACGUCCGGGGGCCUCCACCACCACCGAGUCCGAGUCCUCCAGUUUACACUCCAGCUAGUGUUUGCUUGUGCUGU